AUGUCUUCUCCCGCCCUCCUCGUCAUCCUCAUAGGGAUGCUACUUUCUGGCUUCGUCGACACCCAAGCAAGCGCACAACUGGACACAAACUCGGUUGACCCAAGCGUACGCAUAGACUGGUGUCGCUCCCAGAGCUCGGCGUGCGAUACACUAUGCAGCUCAGUUACCAACAGCAACGAUUGUAACAGUGAGACGCUUACCUACGAAUGCCAGUGCAAAAACUAUGGAACUCCGGAUCUCACUACAUAUCGCGGAACUAUGCCCACUCUAAUCUGCUUACAGCUAUUUGCGAACUGCAAAAAGGACGCUGGUACAAGCCUUCUUAAGAUCGGCAAAUGCAGCACUGACUAUUAUGUCCACUGUGGAACAAAGCUCCCUGUCGAUUUUGAACCACCUGCAACUACUUCGAGCACAUCUACAAGCGCAUCACAUCCAUCUUCCGGUACUGCAACCACCACGCGGAAUACGAGUUCAGACAGUACCAGCUCCGACACACGCACUACCUCGAGCAGCUCCACCAGGCCUACCGACACAUUGGCAAUCUCGACAGCCCCAAAGUCAAGUCCAGCGGAUAUCGCCCUCGGAGCACAAAACACAACGACCCCCAUUCCAGCAAAUGCACCCCAGAAGAAAGGCCAGUCAGACCAAGCAAUAGUGGGCAUAGUUCUCGGCGUCGUUGCAGGACUGACUAUCGUGGUACUCCUCGCCUUAUGGAAGCUCGCUCGGUGGAGAGAACGUCGUGACAAGGAGAAGGUUGAAGCUGCCGAGGACGAGCAGCGUUCGCUGCGCUCCAAUCGAGGCUCUGUUCUCAUGAUGCGUGAAAUGAGCGCGGAUGCCAUUCGUAAUCACCUUGCGAAACUUGAGGCUGAGGACGCUGAGAACCCGAAAACGCACGCCCCAGUCAACCCUGCAGAGUUGCCUAGUCAUUUCUCACGCUCACAUUCGAGAGUCUUUGAGAUGGAAUGAGGAGGAUGUGGCGUGGUUUCGGAUUAUUUUUUUCUGACCGGAGGAACUCUUACACGCUGGAUAUGAUGCUAUGGAGGAUACCUUGUAUUGGGAGUGAGGUCUGGGAAGAUGGGAAGAGGGUUUCUGGGAAGUGCGUCUUUCAUCCAGCUUUUAUUGCACUCCCCAAAAUUUUCGGAUACAUUACAAAGUCUAUUCCACUGAAGAAUAUCUGUGGUCUGGCCGAAACGGUUAUGCAUGAUAAAGUUGGUGGGCUUUUGUUCUGUCUCGCAGUAAAUGGAUUUCGGGUAUAAACAAAGACGUCACAAUAAAGUCAUUACUUGGAACUAAUUCCUCUUCAAUUUGUCUUAUCUUUACUUGACCCAUAGUCUAUAGAAUUCCAGUGUUACUCUCACCAUUGCUACGUCUGUAGCGGACUGGAUAGUAUUCUCCUCGUUGGCCAUUGUCCAGUUCUCAAGCUGGGUAACUUGCAGUUGACCCCUCUGCAGUGAUUUGGUCUUCAGCUUUGCUCCCACAGGUAAGAAACCCUCCAGUUUCUCACCCUGCUCCUUGAAACUCUAUUCGUUGUUUACUUCCAGACAGGUUGACGUCGUAAUGUCCCAGCUGUUGCCUUGUAACUCGACGUGCAGCAAUGCCUCAUUUUUUGUUGGCUUCUGAAGCUGCAACACUGGCUGCUUGAGAGUCACCCUGAAUCCUUGAAGCAUUCAAAAUGAAGUGAUGCAUAUGAGCGAACAAUUCCAUCACCUCCAUGUCUACUACGACGGCUGCACUAACAUCAACUUUCAAUGCUUGCAUUUUCACUAGCAAGUAAGUUCGCCAACCUGUGGUUCACGAAGUGGCUUCCUUUCGGUUGCUACCGAUUGACAGUGACAAAUCCCAUUGUCCUUGACAUUACAGCCACUAUCUGCAUCGAAGAAGAACUCGGAUAGCAAGCGUAUAUCAGGACCUGUGGCAGGAAGAGUUGUGACUGGAGCCACCCUUGGUCUUGCAGUUCUCUCCUCACUCGGGAGUAGUGCCGGCAAUGCCCAGCACCCAACACGGCAGAAACAUACGAAAAAGCGCAACUCGAUGGUACAGAAGUGAAUUUAAGAGAAGCAGCCAGAGAAUAGAUUAUGAAGAUUGAGGGUUGGAACAUGUAGCCGGCUGAGAUCCACGCUGGGUAUGCAGAUGCUGAGAUACAAACAAGUACAAGUAAAGAAGUGCCAGUACAGGAAAUGUGACAUGAG
Cadophora gregata is the source of this 2189-nucleotide messenger RNA. RefSeq lists its product as uncharacterized. The record is from RefSeq and is a predicted model, not a curated record. Lineage: Eukaryota; Fungi; Ascomycota; Leotiomycetes; Helotiales; Ploettnerulaceae. The coding region runs from base 1 to 966 and encodes 321 amino acids. The transcript has a single exon.